UGCAUAUGGUGUCUGUUGGAAUUGGUCCACUGACCACAUCACUGACAUGUUGGAUUAAAAUCAUAUUUAUGUAUGUUUUUCUACCUAUGCAAUCUCAUUAUUGCCAGUUCAGCAUCUUGACAAGUGGGUCACCCUGUAAGUCUGAAUACCUAUUUACAGUGCGAUACUAUACUAUUAGGAUAGGUGGUGUUUAGCAAUCCCCUGCUGUUUUGAGAAAAGCCUACUGCAUUCUUUAACGUGCACAGAGCCAAGUAGUACACAGGACCAUCUGCUUAUUGUCUCAUCCUAAAGACAAUGCACUAGCCUGUGCUGUUCUUGUUAAAUGGGGAAAGAAGCAUGAUGGAAAUUGAACCAGCAAAUCCAAUAUCACCAAGGUUCAGUGCACACACGGUUGCUACAACCAGUUUUAACCAACCACAUUAAAUGCAAUUGUAUUUAUGUAUGUAUGUAUGUACGUAGGUGUGUAUAUGUGUGUGUAUUUAUAUGUGUAUGUAUUUAUGUGUGUGUAAGUAUCUGAAGAAUUGUGGCCAUCGUUUGCAUUUAUUUAUUGCAGUCAUUACAGAAGAGACAAUUCAAGAAUGGAAGAUUGAAGAAAAGGCUACUUUGUGCUCCAAGGCUAAGCCUGUUAAAGCUACGUGGGAAGAGAUUUAUGUUGAACAGCUGCAGAGACUGAAUUCAUUAAGGGAGUGUAUACAAGAAGACAAGGAUCCAGAUUUAAUUGAGCAGUAUACUAGACUACAGAAAUCUGUUGCAUGUUUAGAGAAAGCAAAGGGAAUCAGCAAAAGAUGGCACAAAAAUGAGUUAAAAUAUAUAUCUGCAAAUGAUGUCCUUCAAAGAAGGUGCCAAAAAAACAUCCUUGACAAGAUGAGGGAAGGAGCUCAAGAACGGAUGUUUCUUUUGGACUUGAAAAAGAAGUAUUAUGAUGGUCAAGCAGUUGCAAAGAGACUUUGUGGUCAAGUUAACCGGUCAAGUAACAACCUAAAGAAGCUUCUUGCUAAGUAUAAAGCAUUUGGUGGAAAUGACAAUACAACAUUUGCUGAUGUUUCCAACCCGGAUGGUAACAUCUACCUUCCAGCAUGUGAG
This is a messenger RNA of Anneissia japonica, 1083 nucleotides long. RefSeq lists its product as uncharacterized. The record is from RefSeq and is a predicted model, not a curated record. The annotation marks the transcript as partial. Lineage: Eukaryota; Metazoa; Echinodermata; Crinoidea; Comatulida; Comatulidae. The transcript has 5 exons.